This is a messenger RNA of Tinamus guttatus (white-throated tinamou), 488 nucleotides long. NCBI's taxonomy places the organism in Eukaryota, Metazoa, Chordata, Aves, Tinamiformes, Tinamidae. The record is from RefSeq and is a predicted model, not a curated record.
CCAUCCUGAUCGCCCACCUCAAGCUGUCGCACGUGGAGCUGCGCCAGAUCCUCAUGACCAUGGAGCCGGACCGCCUGGAGCCUUCCCACAUCAAGCAGCUCUUGCUCUACGCCCCUGACGGCGAAGAGGUCCAGCAGUACCAGAACUACAAGGACAACCCCAGCAAGCUGAGCGAGCCGGACCAGUUUGUGUUGCAGAUGUUAUCGGUACCAGAAUACAAGAUCCGUCUGCGCAGUCUACAUUUCAAGAGCACUCUGCAGGAGAAGACAGAGGAGAUCAAAGCCAGCUACGAGUGCAUCUGCAAGGCCUCUCUGGAGCUGAAAAGCAGCAAGAAGCUGGCGAAAAUCCUGGAGGUCAGAACAGUCCCUGUUCCUGGCGCCAGCCGCUGGGGGCCUCCCGUGUCCACCAGGGAGCCGGGCAGUUUGCUGGAGCCCGGGAGCUGCUCCGGCCCCAGGGCCGUCCUGUCCUCUGGCCUCCUCCUCAUCUAG